AUUAAGGUAGUUUCCUUGACCGAGCUUAUGGCUGGUGUGAGAACAGAACCCAAGACAACACAACUAUUUCAGAUCACGUGCUGGCCAAAUGGACACAAAGUCCCUACUUCCACUAACGCUUUGGUCGAACUCAUGAAUAUGGUUGAAAGAUGGCGUCAAAGAAGCGCUUAUGGACCUGUCGUUGUAGUUUCGGCAAACGGUCGUAACCGAAGCGGUGUGUACUGUGCUGCUAACGUUGCGAUAGAGCAGGUGGUUCAACAUGGAGAAAUGGACGUUUUUCAGGCUGUAAAGACUGUUCGCAGACAUCGGCCUCAACUGGUAGAAAAUAUGACAGAAUACAAGUACUGCUACGACUUAGUUUGGCACUAUGUUUUGCAUUAUCUGCACAACGAAUGAGGUGAUCUAAGUAUGUGGAUCUAAUUCAAGAGUUCCAGUUGUUACCCAGACUAGCCGUUUUCUCUGGUAGCGUUGUCACUUGUUUUUGGUCUACGAGCCGACAAAAGAAAUGAGAAGAAAAUACAUUGGAUCUAAAAUCAACGAGGAAAAUAACUCGUUAACAGAAAUUGUGAAGAUAUUCAAUAACCAGAUCCAUGCGAAGGCUUUUGUAGGCGUGUGAAGAGCAUU
Molecule: messenger RNA, 624 nt
Organism: Limulus polyphemus (Atlantic horseshoe crab)
Lineage: Eukaryota; Metazoa; Arthropoda; Merostomata; Xiphosura; Limulidae
Product: receptor-type tyrosine-protein phosphatase U-like
Exons: 3
Coding region: 28-396 (122 amino acids)
Biological process (GO): protein dephosphorylation
Molecular function (GO): protein tyrosine phosphatase activity
Source: RefSeq, a predicted model, not a curated record